UUAUUUAAAUAAUUUUUUAAAUCAAAAUUGAAGUUAUUUUAUGUUGAUAAUCUGAAACGUCAAACGAGAAUGAACAAGUGUGUAAAUUAUAAAAAAAUAAAAAUCAGUGGUUAAAGUUUGAAUUCUGACGCCAUGAUUAAUAUUUAUCUAUAAAAGCUAUAGAUUUGUAAAUAUCCAAAAGCGCAUGAGCAAUUAUCAACAUACACUACAUACAGGUUUAUUCCAAGUUAUUCCAAGCGGAUGAUGCUCCAAAACGGAGUGGCAAGUUUGCCUCUCGAAGAAGUUAUCUGAAAUCUAUUUUCAUUUUGUGUUACUAUUUUAUUUAGGACCUAGUGAAGGUCUUACAUUUAAGUGAACAAGACACCCAAGUUUUCUGGUGAAAACUUUUAUCAUCCAGCCUAGCGAUUUUUAUUCACUGCUUUUAUGUAAAUAUUAAAAAAAAAAAAAAAAAAAACAUUAAUUGUCGAGAUGUUUCAAAUAUGUGGGGAAGGAGUGAUUUUGUUGAACAACAACUCCACCGCGUCGAGAAUUUGCUCCAUGUCCGACGAGGGACGUGUCAUGAGUUCAGAAGCUCUCAAAGAUGACGAGUUAUUUGAGAUCAGGAUUGAUAAAAAGAUACGAUCUCGAUACGGAAAGAUUGAAAUAGGAGUAUGUACAAAUGACCCGGAGACAAUGAGGACAGUGGGUUGGACACCUAGUUUGCAAAUCUGGAUGAUGACAAAUGCUGGGAUUAUACACACGACUAAUGAUUUGAAGGAGCAUCUUAUUUCAGAACCUACUUACGGAAGUACACUUGAUACUUUGGAAGAGGGACACACUCUUGGAGUAAUGAGAACGUCUAAUAGCGAGCUGAUAUUUUUUAUCAACGGAGUAUCUCAAGGACUAGCAGCAACAAAUGUACCAACCCGUUUGUACACCGUAGUUGCAAUGUUCUUCGACUUUGUCCAAGUAACUAUAACAAACCCAAAGCCAUUACUUUUAACAAAUGAGCCGAAAGACGAGAUGGAGAUCAACAAUGAUUUUUCAAUGGGCGAAGGAACGUCUACGAGUAUGGUCGCUAAUUUAAAUGUCAAUCUUAAUGUCAAUAUGAACGUAAAUUUACCGAAAAAUCCGAGCCCAGCUGCCAUCCGUGAGGACCGUCUGAGAUUUCACGAGCGCGUUGGAUCUUUGGUAAAAUUAUCAAACAACGCUCGGACCGCUGAAAGACGCAGGCCAUUAGAUGAGUUCAACAACGGAGUGGUGAUGACUCACAGGCCGCUGAGAGACAAUGAGCUGUUUGAAAUCCGUAUUGACAGAUUGGUGGACAAGUGGUCGGGCAGCAUUGAAGUCGGCGUAACCACCCACAGUCCAACGGGGCUUAAAUUUCCAGCGACCAUGACGAAUAUGCGGUCGGGCACUACGAUGAUGUCCGGCUGCGGGAUUCUAACCAACGGAAAGGGAAUUCAAAGAGAGUACGGAGAUAUUAAUUUAGAUGAGCUACGAGAAGGCGACAGAGUUGGAAUGAUUAGAAGGUGCAAUGGUAAUUUACAUUAUUUAAUAAAUGGUCUGGACCAAGGUGUAGCUGCUAAAGUACCCCCUGGGAUCUGGGGAGUCGUCGAGCUUUACGGGAUGACUGUAAAAGUAACAAUUGUUGAUCGGGACGAGCGCGAAGAACAAAAUCUUGUUACUCGGAGGAAUAAUUUACAUUUGCAGGGAUUAACAGAAGUUGAAGAAGAGGAGACUCUUGACCGGUUGACCUUUCAUCCGUGCUGUGGCACUCACGCGGAUGUAAUAAACAAUGGGCGUACUGCACACCGGCCUAAUGCUAUGGACGACUUCAAUAAUGGUGUGGUACUUACAAUGAGACCAUUGAGACCGAACGAAUUGUUUGAAGUGAGGCUGGAUAAAAUAGUUACCAAGUGGGCGGGCUCUAUUGAGAUUGGUGUGACCACACACUCACCGACUGAACUUGAAUUUCCGUUUACGAUGACCAAUGUACGCUCUGGCACGUGGAUCAUGACUGGCAAUGGAGUUAUGCACAACGGAACGUCUAUUAUUGAUCAGUAUGGCCAGAAUCUUGAUCGCCUCCAAGUUGGUGAUCGUGUUGGAGUCAUGAGAAAGGACACUGGGACGCUGCAUUUUUUUGUUAAUGGCACGGACCAGGGGGCUGCUGCUGUUGGUGUCCCGGAAAGAGUCUACGGGGUUAUUGAUUUGUAUGGCCAAGCUACUCAGGCUACUAUUGUUGAUAACACUGAUUUUUACAGUCCUACUACUAAUAAUUCUAGUUUUAGCAACACGACUUUGUAUAGCGAUUUACGAUUUCAUCAUGUACAUGGCAAGCACGCGAGGAUUUCAAAUAAUGGACUGACAGCCUCGAGAAUACGAGCUUUGGGGGAAUUUAAUGAGGCUAUCGUGAUCGCUAAUCGACCUUUACGUGAUGGAGAACUUUUUGAAGUUUCUAUUGACAAAAUGGUUGGACGGUGGUCUGGUGCUAUCGAAGCUGGCGUGACAGCAAUAAGACCAGACGAAUUAGAAUUCCCAUCAACAAUGACCGACAUAGACCACGACACAUGGAUGUUAUCAGGCUCAACAGUGAUGCGAGACGGCGUGACUCUUCGCCACCAUUAUUCCUGCGAUCUAGAUAAGCUCGUCGAAGGAAAUAGGAUCGGUAUGAUGCGAUGUGCAGACUCAAGCCUCCACUAUUACCUCGACGGAGUCGACCAAGGUACUGCGUGCAGUGGUCUUCCGCCUCACGUCUACCCAGUGAUUGAUUUGUAUGCGCAGUGCGCUCAGGUCACCAUUGUUCAGCCGGAGCGACGGGAUACGAUAACCCAGCAGUACUUGCCGUCGGAGAACAGUAUCAGUCAGCAACCGACCUCGGUGAUACAACCGCAAGCUCCCAUGGAGAUCACUCACAAGUUCCACGAGUCAGUGGGGCUCAAUAUUCAACUGAACACAGAUCGAGUUAUCGCUGCGCGUUGUCGCGAGUACAAUAAUGCCGUUUUAUUGAGUGAGAGUGGCCUCGAAAACAAUGAACUGUUUGAAAUAGCCAUUCAAGAAGUAGCUUGCGAAUGGAGUGGCUCGCUAAAAAUAGGAGUUGUAGAAAAUCCAAAUGGAAAUUGGCUGACCUCGAUGGACUUAGUUCCAGGAAUGACUUCAAUUCCAAUAGACGCUUGGUACCUAACCGGGAAUGAAGUCAGGUACAAGGGCAAUGUUCUCAGCUCUAAUUACUGUCCCAGUUUGGACUGGCUAAGAGUCGGUGAUAAAGUAGGUGUAAAAAGGAGCCACGAGGGCAAUUUAAAAUUUUACAUCAACGGAGAAGACAUGGGAGUUGCUGCAGUUAAUGUUCCUGAGAUGGUUUGGGUGGUAGUUGAACUAUUUGGAAGCACAGUAGCUGUUAGUAUCACCAGCAGCAAGCAGCAGCUUCCAGCAAUUUCUCCUAAUGCCAGUUUAAGACUGCAAGACUCGCUGGAACUUCUGCUGGACCCAAUACCACUAACUAUGAGAAACGACGGAGGAAUGGACACGUCAAUCGACGCUUCAGAAGCUAAACUCCAGGAAAUUAUUCUAACUCCUACCCAACCGAUUGUCACCUCUACCGGUGAGACGGACUGGUGUUACGAAUUUCACGAGAAUCAUGGAAGAAAUGUUGAACUAGAAGGUCAAACUGUAGCUCGUAGAGUCGCUAGUUACAAUCAAGGCGUUGUGAUGACCAACCGGCCGUUAAUAAAGGGGAAAAUAUUUCAAGUGGAAAUUGAGAAAGUUAACGACCGUUGGGUGUCUGGGAUUCUAUGUGGCGUAACUUGUAUCUCGCCUGAGAAAGCUUCGUUUCCUUUGACGGCUUUGGGGUUCAAAAAAUACUCGUGGAUUAUUUGCAGUGACUGGAUGUCUCACAACGGCACUAAAGUUAAGACUCGCUACGGUGGAAAUUUGGAAAGUGUUCAAGCUGGCUCGACUGUAGGCUUGCUAAUUGAUGAAGAUUCAAGAUUGCAUCUUUAUGUUAAUGGAUCUGAUCAAGGAGUAGCAGCUACUGAUCUUCCGCCGUAUGUUUACGGAGUUAUUGAUCUUUAUGGCCAGGUUGAACAAGUUUCGAUAAUUGGUCCUGUUGCUGAAGCUGUUCUUACUAACAACGACGCUAUUAAUUUGGCGAUUGCCAAUAAUGUUGAGCGUGUUAGUGAUGAAAUUGAGGACGUUGAAAAUUCCAGAGAAAAAGCUGACCUAGAGUGUCAUGAGAAGGAAAAUGUCCUUGAAAUUCCGUCCAGUCUACCUUUAAAUAUUCAGGUUGUUCAAGAUGAAUUGACCAACUUCAACGCCAUACAGACAACUUCAUCCCGGGGGAAUUUGUUAGAAAAUGCUACUGCUAAUAUAGCCGCCCCUUCAACUGCAUCAAUUGAUAAUAUUGCGCAUUUUAAUAAUGAUCUACCUGGCAAGUCGAUGACCAGCAGCUGUAAUUCUGACAGCAAUAAUUCAACAAGUGAAUUGGAAAUUACUAAUGAACCAUCACUUGUUAAUACUGCUGCUGCUGGUGCUGCUGUUGCUGGUCUAGAGUGUUUUAAAUUUAAAAAUAAUAUUAAUCAUCCAGAUGAUUCGUAUGACAAUAAUACUAUGUCUAACAACGAUUUGGAUAAUGAUAAUGAUAAUCAAGAUGAACAAGUUUCUAAUGGCAUGAUGAUGAGCGGCUUGAGAAAUAAUGACUGUACAAAUGUAGAGAUAAACAAUGCAACGAAUAUAAAUAUUAAAAAUGGUUCAGCUGCUACGUCUAGCAAUAUGUCUAGCUUAAAUACUGCUAUUAAUUCUAUGAAUGCCAACAAUGCAAUUAAUGAAAGUAUCGCGUCUAACGGCCAAUUAAAUAAUAUUCCUGGUUUUCAUCAAAAUUCUAAUAAUUUAAAUGUCAAUGUUAAUCUUAAUAAUAUUAAUCAGGAUAACAAUUCUCAAUGCAAUCUUAUGAGUAAUUUAGCUGCUACGUCGUUCAAUACAUCUAUUACUUUGCAGUCUCAAGAAUCCCAAUCGAUCAAUCGUCAGCAGCAUCAGAGUAAACAAAAUUCCAAUAGUGCCAUACUACCCAAUCAAAAUCAAAUUUCAAGUCAUAAUUCGCAACAAUCUACGUUAAGUUCUACGAGGACAUCGUCUUCACCACCUACGCCGUUGAACUCGACUAUUAUUUUAUCACCCUCGAAAAAAUGUGAAUAUUUAAAAGCUUGUAAGAGAUUGAAGAAGUCGCUUGUUCUGCCAGAUGAAUUUUUUUCGCUUGAUGAAAUUACUUGUUAUUGCAAUUCGUGUUAUAAAGUAGACAGUGAUGGAGCUAUUUGUAAAAAAGGAGAUCCUCCGGCAGAAUUUGCGGUUCCUAUUGGGUGGGUUAGGUUCCCUCUUAAGCAGACAAUCAAUGCUAAUCAAAUUCCUCAGAGUACUACUGAUAAGUGGCAUGUUGCUUACUACGGAACACGUUUGGACUCAAUAAGAUGGAUUCUCGAUCGCGGAGAGUUAUUACCCAUGGAACAAUUGGAUACCAGUAAUUUAACAACAAUUAUCGAUAGUGAAGAUCAAAAUCCACAGGUUGUAUUCUCGCCGAAUAUCAAAUACGUGGCUUCUGAAGGCAUUAAAAAAUAUCCGUACAUUGACACUCAAUCAAAUAAAAAAUUAAAUGCUUCAACGGCGUUUCAAUUACUAGUGAGACCUGGAUCUUACACGAUGGGUUCAGACAAACAGCACGGAGCAGACGGAGUUGAACCUAUGGAAUGGGCUACUAAAGAAGCUGGUGCCACAGUUAUCAUAGCUCUUCUUAUUAAUCUCGAUGAGUUUUAAUCUAUAAUACCAAUAACUAUCUAACUUAUUGAGAUGAUCUAAAUUAAAAAUCUCUUGAUCUUUAAUUAUCGCUGGUAAAGUUAAUCAUCGACACGAUUAAUUGUCACUAUUUUUACACGGCAAUUAAUAAAAAAAAAAUUUGCUUUAUUUUGGUUUCAUAAAAGAUGAUUAUGAACAUACACAUACACUCAAUUGUAAAGUUAAAUUUAAAUAUAUAACCUUGGAUAAGACAACAAUGCAAUUUUGAAAACACAUCUGUGAUUAUUUUGCUAAAAAAUUAUCACUAAAAGUAGGAACAUGAACAAAAAAAAAUAGCAAAGUAAAUAUUUGUAUUUCUUUGAAAAAGAAAUUUUAUUUAUCUUAAUAAUCCAAAAUAUAUAAUAUGUACAUACAUAUAAGUAUACUUUUGAAAAAAAAAAUUAAUAUAAAAAAUCGGUCGAUUAUUAACUUUGUACGUAUUUUUCUGUGAUACUUUUUAUUACAGCGCGGAUAAAUAAUUUAAUUAUAAAAAUAAAAAAUAAAACAAACGCAUUUGCCAAGCGUACUGUGGUCCAUUUAUACGAUAUAAAAUUUUUAUUUAUCAUCGUAUUAAUUAUUAAUCUAUUUUAUUUAUACUUUG
This is a messenger RNA of Cotesia glomerata, 6400 nucleotides long. RefSeq names its product neuralized-like protein 4 (gene Neurl4). The record is from RefSeq and is a predicted model, not a curated record. The transcript has 9 exons. Bases 469 to 5781 code for a protein of 1770 amino acids. NCBI's taxonomy places the organism in Eukaryota, Metazoa, Arthropoda, Insecta, Hymenoptera, Braconidae. Gene Ontology annotation, molecular function: ubiquitin protein ligase activity.